This is a messenger RNA of Suncus etruscus (white-toothed pygmy shrew), 2521 nucleotides long. It is a transcript of the gene SLC22A17, whose product is annotated as solute carrier family 22 member 17. Bases 1 to 2190 code for a protein of 729 amino acids. The transcript has 11 exons. NCBI's taxonomy places the organism in Eukaryota, Metazoa, Chordata, Mammalia, Eulipotyphla, Soricidae. Gene Ontology annotation, biological process: transmembrane transport. Gene Ontology annotation, molecular function: transmembrane transporter activity. Gene Ontology annotation, cellular component: membrane. The record is from RefSeq and is a predicted model, not a curated record.
AUGGAUGAUGGGAGGAAACUCAUGACAGCCUUUUCCCCUUGUACCUGCUCUGCUGACGUGAGAAAGGGGAGGAGAGUUCGGAGGAAGGGGUGGGGAAAGCCGCGCAGAGAUCUCAGAGACGACGAAGGCGUCCGCGGCUGCGGAGCGGGGUCCGUCUCGGGGUGUCUGUGCGGCUGCGACGCGCCACCGGGCCGAGGACAGCGCAUCGUCUCGGAGCGGGCCGGCAGGCCCCGUGUGGUCGGCAAGCUGGCUCCCCGGGUGGCCACCGGGACCCCCGAGCCCAAUGGCGGGGGCGGCAGCAAAGCGGACAGCGCAGGCGAGAUCACCCCCAGCCCCAACGGAGGAGUCGGGACCCUGGGAGAGGCGGUGACCGCCGAGCAGCUGCAGGGCGAGCGCGCGCGCGCCCGGGAGGGCACCGAGGCGGGCCUGGACAGCAGCAGCCUGUCGCUGGCCGUGCCCCCGGGGCCCCUGAGCUUCGAGGCGCUGCUCGCCCAGGUGGGAGCCCUGGGGGGCGGCCAGCAGCUGCAGCUCGGCCUGUGCUGCCUGCCCGUGCUCUUCGUGGCGCUGGGCCUGGCCUCCGACCCCAUCUUCACGUUGGCGCCCCCGCUGCAUUGCCACUACGGGGCCUUCCCCCCCAAUGCUUCGGGCUGGGAGCAGCCCCCCAACGCCAGCGGCGCGGGCGUGGCCAGCGCGGCCCUAGGAGCCAGCGUUGCCAGCCGCCUGGCCGCCACCAGUUCGGACCCUGCGUGCAGCGGCUUCGCCCCCCCAGACUUCAACCACUGCCUCAAGGACUGGGACUACAAUGGGCUGCCCGUGCUCACCACCAACGCCAUCGGCCAGUGGGACCUGGUGUGUGACCUAGGCUGGCAGGUGAUCCUGGAGCAGAUCCUCUUCAUCUUGGGCUUUGCCGCCGGCUACCUGUUCCUGGGCUACCCUACAGACAGGUUUGGCCGCCGUGCGAUUGUGCUGCUGACCUUGGGGCUGGUGGGUCCCUGUGGAGUGGGAGGGGCUGCCGCAGGCUCCUCCACAGGCGUCAUGGCCCUGCGAUUCCUCCUGGGCUUCCUACUUGCAGGCGUCAACCUUGGAGUCUACCUGAUGCGCCUGGAGCUGUGUGACCCAACUCAGAGGCUUCGUGUGACCCUGGCAGGGGAGUUGGUGGGGGUGGGAGGACACUUCCUGUUCCUGGGCCUGGCCCUUGUCUCCAAGGAUUGGCGCUUUCUGCAGCGAAUGAUCACGGCUCCCUGCAUCCUCUUCCUGUUUUAUGGCUGGCCCGGCCUGUUUCUGGAGUCAGCAAGGUGGCUGAUAGUGAAGCGGCAGAUCGAGGAGGCUCAGUCUGUGCUGAGGAUUCUGGCCGAGCGGAACCGUCCUCAUGGGCAGAUGCUGGGGGAGGAGGCCCAGGAGGCCCUGCAGGAUUUGGAGAAUACCUGCCCCCUCCCUGCAACAUCUUCCUUCUCCUUCACUUCUCUCCUCAAUUACCGCAACAUCUGGAAAAAUCUGCUCAUCCUGGGCUUCACCAACUUUAUUGCCCAAGCCAUCGGACACUGCUACCAGCCUGUGGGAGGAGGAGGGAGCCCAUCGGACUUCUACCUGUGCUCCCUGCUGGCCAGUGGCACUGCAGCCCUGGCCUGUGUCUUCCUGGGGGUGACUGUGGACCGAUUCGGCCGCCGGGGCAUCCUGCUUCUCUCCAUGACCUUCACAAGCAUCGCGUCCCUGGUCCUGCUGGGCCUGUGGGAUUGUGAGCAUCCUCCCUCCCUCACACUGUGGGCUCAGCCACGGAAGCCCACCAGAGAUCUCAACGAUGCAGCCGUCACUACUUUCUCUGUCCUGGGCCUCUUUUCCUCCCAAGCUGCUGGCAUCCUCAGCACCCUCCUGGCUGCUGAGAUUAUCCCUACUACUGUGAGGGGCCGUGGUCUGGGCCUAAUCAUGGCCCUGGGGGCUCUGGGUGGGUUGAGUGGGCCAGCACAGCGCCUCCACAUGGGCCAUGGAGCUUUCCUGCAGCAUGUGGUGUUGGCGGCCUGUGCCCUCCUCUGCAUCCUCAGCAUCAUGCUAUUGCCUGAGACCAAGCGCAAGCUCCUACCCGAGGUGCUUCGGGAUGGGGAGCUGUGCCACCAGCCUUCCCUGCUGCGACAGCCCCCCCCUAAUCGCUGUGACCACGUCCCACUGCUUGCCACCCCCAAUCCUACUCUCUAAGCACCCCGGUAGACAGCUGGCCUAUCUAGCAAGGAGGCAGACAGCCCCGGCAAGGAGAUGAGGAGGACUGAGUGAGGAAGGCAGGGCUGCCCCAAAAGCUCAGAGGCACCUCAUGCUAGCCAUCGAGGAGGGCUCAGACAAUUGCCUCAUCCCUCCCUCCUCCCUGCUGCUUUGUGUUCCUUCCUUGGCGAGAGUCAAGAUGGGUAGAGUUCCACACUUCACUGUAGGUCUGGGCCUCAUCCUGUGCCCAAAGACAUCCUCCCAGACCGCAUUCUUUCUUGCACUUCCAUCCGUUUCAAUAAAGACAUUUUCAGUAAAUGAGCAUACCAUA